CAAAAGGACUACGGUGUAAUUAUUUAUGGUUGGGAUGAGUAUUUGAACCCUCGACAAAAUCCUACAAUUCGUGAUGGUGUGGUAUUCUACUGAGGUAAUAUCUUUUCCAUCAUCAAUUUCUCUAUUUUACACUUAGAUAUCUAACCAUUAAAUUCUAGCCUUUUUCAUUGAAAAUUCAGUCCAAGUGGUUCCAUCUUCCAUUCAUAGAAUAAAGAUCAUGGAUAGAAAGUUGUUUUUACUAAUGCUUAGCGAUGCAACAUUGCUCCUUACUUUGCUAAACAAGCGGAAGAGGGAUGAAGACUUGCUAAACAAGCGGAAGAGGGAUGAAGACGAAGCGAAGAGGGAUGAUGACAAGCAGAAACUACCGAAGAAGAAUGAUAAUGACAAAGCCGUCGACGGCGAUGACGACGAUGAUGAUACCGAUGAUACUGAUACAGAUGAUGAUGAUGGUGGUGAUGGUACAAUAUUAAGUUACAAGGGCUUAGUCUUAAAAAAAUCUGAUGGAAAACUUCUAAAAGGGCCAUACUUCUUGAAUGACACAAUAAUAGAAUUCUACUUUCGUUACCUAACAUCAAACUACGGAGAAGACGACGUGUUAUUCGUGGCACCUUCAGUGUCAUUUUGGCUAGCAAACUCUCAUAUUAGCCAAAACAACUUACAAGAGACUAAAAACUCCCUCAAGCUAAACGAAAAACAACUCAUAUUUUUCACCAUCAACAACAAUGAGUUAAAUUCGAGUUCCGAAUCUACAACAAAUAAUGGCGCAGAUGGAGGAACACAUUGGAGUUUACUAGUGUAUUACCGAGCUAAGAACAUAUUCGUGCACCAAGAUAGUGUAAGAGGGCUUAAUAAGCUCCACGCCGACGCGCUUUAUUCGGUACUUAAGAAGGUUUUGGAUGAGAAUGCCAAUAAUUUAAGGCCUCCAAUAUUUAUAGAGCUUGCAGUUAGAACUCCUAAGCAAUCGAAUGACUAUGAUUGUGGCCUAUAUGUUAUGAAGAUUGCGGAGAUUAUCUUGGACUGGUACUCGAUUUGGAGAGAUCGUCAUGAGGAAUUAGGGGACCUUUGGUUUGAUGAAGUUUCGGAGAAGGUUUCAAGGUUUUAUGUAGAGGGUUUUAUGCGCACUGAAAUUCGAAUGCUUAUUAAGAUGUUGAGGGAGGAUGAACAGGGUGCUUCUGGUGCUGAUACUGGUUGAUUCUCUGUUAGAGGAUAUUGGACCGUAGGUCUAUAUCUACGGGAAAGGCCUAUUAGGUUAAAUUUAUUAGGUUAAGUUUAUGUUAUGUUCCUUACGUCUAACAUUCUCCUAUUAAUUUGUCUUUUUUGUUGUUUGUUGUUGUUUGAUAUAGAAGCUAAAGUUUUUCAUCA
Molecule: messenger RNA, 1362 nt
Organism: Beta vulgaris subsp. vulgaris (sugar beet)
Lineage: Eukaryota; Viridiplantae; Streptophyta; Magnoliopsida; Caryophyllales; Amaranthaceae
Product: NEDD8-specific protease 1
Exons: 2
Coding region: 218-1192 (324 amino acids)
Biological process (GO): proteolysis
Molecular function (GO): cysteine-type peptidase activity; deNEDDylase activity
Source: RefSeq, a predicted model, not a curated record